Messenger RNA from Momordica charantia (bitter melon), 603 nucleotides. The record is from RefSeq and is a predicted model, not a curated record. Lineage: Eukaryota; Viridiplantae; Streptophyta; Magnoliopsida; Cucurbitales; Cucurbitaceae.
AUGCACUCUCCUACAUUAGUCCAUUGGCAAUUGGUGAAGCGGAUUCUUCGGUAUCUCAAGGGUACGGUGGAUCAUGGUCUUUUGUUAUCUAAAGCAUCUCAUUUUUCUUUUCAUGGUUAUGUUGAUGCUGGUUGGGCAUCGGAUCCGGAUGACCGGAAGUCUACGUCUGGAUUUUGUGUGUUUUUUGGUGGGAAUCUUGUUACCUGGGGUUCCAAGAAACAGUCUAUUAUAUCUCGUUCGAGUAUGGAGGUUGAAUAUCGUUGUCUAGCCACUGCUGCUACUGAGUUGAUUUGGUUGUCUUCUCUGUUUUUUGAUUUGCAUAUUUCUGUACCACUGCCUAUUUUGUGGUGUGAUAAUCUUAGUGCAGUCCAUCUUAGUGCGAAUCUGAUUUUGCAUACGAAGACUAAGCGUGUGGAGUUUGACAUAUAUUUUGUUCGUGAUUUGGUUCUUAAUAAGAAGUCUUUGGUUUAUCAUCUUCCUACUACUGCUCAAGUUGCUGAUGUUCUUACUAAACCUUUAGUUGCUGUGAAUUUUACUCGUUUGAAGCUCAAGCUCAAUGUUCGAGAUCCAUACUCCAUUGACUUGCGGGAUAUGAAGAUAUAG